Molecule: messenger RNA, 441 nt
Organism: Lolium perenne
Lineage: Eukaryota; Viridiplantae; Streptophyta; Magnoliopsida; Poales; Poaceae
Source: RefSeq, a predicted model, not a curated record
AUGGCUGGUAAAGGCCGAGGUCGCGGCCGUGGCCGUGCUAGAGCAGCAAGGCAUGCACCGUCGCUGUUGCCUGCGACGUCAUCGUAUUCUAAGGGGGAGUGGGAGUUCGAGUUCAUCGCCGUCCUCAAUGGCGACCCACUCGGCAUCCAGAGGCUGCUGGACAAGUUCACCGAGUUCGUCGCCAGCAACGUGCUGGCCGCGCUGCAGCUGCGGAAGGCUAGCUGCGGCUUCAGCCGGUGGCCGGUGGACGUGCUCUUCGAUGGCCGCGACAAGAUGUACCUCCACACCGGCUGGGAGAAGUUCUCGCGCUUUCACGACCUCCAAGCCGGUUGCGUCCUCACAUUCUCCUACCAAGGCGACGAGGAGAUGAGUGUGAAGGUGUUCGACGACACGUCCUGCCGCCGGCACUACCACGGCGACGAUGAAGAGGACGACGAUUGA